ACUAAGACCACUAAGACUACUAAGACCAGGCUCGUCAUCAGUCUGGAAUCAUCUGACACGAGGAACAAGGAAUUACCAAUUAUACCGACAAUACCAACAACAGCGGAAGAAAACAACUGCAACCACGUAGACUCCUAUCCCUCGUUUUACCAACCCUAUUCUAAUCCAAUUAAUAAAGUCGUUUGCUGAAUAGAUCGCCUUGCUUCUUUCCCUUCAAUGCCCUAAUAAGCUCAUCACAAGUCGUCAAGGUCGUCCCGGGCGAUACAACUCCGCCUUUGAACCCCGUCUACAGUCGCCCACCGCCAUAACCCUCGCCUAAAGUCAAAACCUCGACGAUCCUCAACUUCCCCUUUUCCCUCCUCUGCUCCAGUAUAUUUUUUACCUACGGCCCUUUGGCCAAAGAGAAAAAAGAAAAAGAAAAAAAAAAAUACCUGAACGUAUAUCUUACCGCCAGCCAAAUAAUGGAAGCCUUGAGAGGGUCGUCCCCGUCAAAGAAUGCAGCUGGUUCCGAGUCCCCGGAGCAGCUGCUCGACGCUUUCAAGGCCGCGGCAUUAUCUGUGACAAAGCUAUACAAGACAUCGGCAGCCGCCCAAGCGAAAUCCCGAGCCGAUGGAUACCAAGAUUGCCUGGACGACCUCCUAAUCUUCCUUGACAAAUCAAAUAUCGGUGUAGGAGACGGUGAGGGGUGGCAGAUUCGGAGAUGGGCUACCGAAAGGUUGGAAGGGAGGGACACGGUACAGGAGAGCGAGGACGAAGUCGAGAAGCCCGAACCUGUAUCGUCGCCAGAGGUCCAUCGAUCAGCUGCUCAGCCCGAUCCCCCAUCUACUAUAACACACCACCAACCCGCCGGCACUACAACAACAGAGGAACAUCAAAUGGUCACCGUCCCCACCCAGGAAAAUUUUACCUUCCGAGCAGCACAUCCAUAUCCGCAGGAACCAUACCCGAAUUUAGAAAACUUAGACCUUUCAGACUCGACCAGGACGACGGACAAUUCUAGCCCAGGACCUUCAGCCGUGCCCAUAGCACAUCCAACCCGAUCGCGCAAUAACAAACGAGUGGCAAGACCAAAGCCGACGAGUCACCUCGGGAAAGGGGCCGGUCAGAAAAGGUCUAUCAACUUUGCCGAGCUAUUCGAUGUCGGAGGCGUCGCAUUCGGGAAAGACAUGUUCGGGAGGGACGGGAAGCGAAGUCGGCAUACAUGAUCAGGAGCCGCACCAAGUCUUCGAAUAACAUCCACACCACACCGCACCUAUCAUCUUAACUUACGAUAGUCAUCUCAUCCUAGCAAAGGGAUAUACGGGACGGGAUCCUUGGUUUCCCUGUAAUCGCGACGCAUGUUGAUGAGUUCGACGGAGGUUUAGCAUUUGGGGGGAGGAAUCCACUGGACAUUUGCAUGGCAGCACCGGCAAAGCAUUUUUGAGGCGUUGAGAUAACUAUUUCGCAUGACGGUUUUUUUUUCCGCUUGCUUAACCCGAGGAGGGAGGGGUAGGAAGGUUGGAGGGAAAGGGAAAGGGGGGAGGCGUCUUCAGGGGAAAUCUUGCUACUUGCUUUUCCUAUAGACGAACAUUCAAUACCACCACCCGCUUAUUCACGUCACGCAUAGAGUUUCACAUUGUGGUGUUUCUGUGGUGAUGUGCCACCUACGAUUUACACGGGAUUUAGAUCUGGGAAGAGCGAUUAUUAUAUAUAUAUAUAUAUACGAGUACCGAUGGUGCCCUUGUCGGAACAGCGACUACUAAGACACUUUAUCGACGUAAUGAACAAGCAUUGGGAGUAUUGAUAUGGGAAUUGUUUAUAUCUCUAUCUCAACAUUGUCUAUAUCUAAACCUCGAAAUAUUAAACCAUAUAUAAGUUAGUGGAUGAUAUAUCGUACUAUCUAGAAA
This is a messenger RNA of Hypoxylon trugodes, 1886 nucleotides long. RefSeq lists its product as uncharacterized. The coding region runs from base 462 to 1205 and encodes 247 amino acids. The record is from RefSeq and is a predicted model, not a curated record. The transcript has 2 exons. Lineage: Eukaryota; Fungi; Ascomycota; Sordariomycetes; Xylariales; Hypoxylaceae.